This is a messenger RNA of Etheostoma cragini (Arkansas darter), 2705 nucleotides long. It is a transcript of the gene cpt1cb, whose product is annotated as carnitine palmitoyltransferase 1Cb. NCBI's taxonomy places the organism in Eukaryota, Metazoa, Chordata, Actinopteri, Perciformes, Percidae. The record is from RefSeq and is a predicted model, not a curated record. Gene Ontology annotation, biological process: fatty acid metabolic process; carnitine metabolic process. Gene Ontology annotation, cellular component: mitochondrion. The coding region runs from base 202 to 2556 and encodes 784 amino acids. The transcript is spliced from 19 exons. Gene Ontology annotation, molecular function: carnitine O-palmitoyltransferase activity.
GACAGUUCUACCUCCCGUCAUUUCCAGUGCCUCAGUUUCUCUUGCUCAUACUAUCUUCGGCACUGGGCAUCUGCAAAAUCUUCGCUUUCACUGGGUGUGUGCUCAGUGCUACGCUUGAGAAGAAGGGAGGGGUGUCAACAAAAGUUAGACGUUCGUUAUCAACCUUCGCACCAAGAAAACUCUCUGAAAGACACUUCAGUAAUGGCUGAGGCCCACCAGGCAGUGGCAUUCCAGUUUACCAUAACGCCAGAGGGGAUUGACCUGCAGCUGUCCUAUCAGGCCCUGAACCAGAUCUACCUCUCCGGAGUACGAUCCUGGAAGAAACGAGUCAGCCGCCUGAGGAACAGGGUGAUCAAGGGGGUGUACCCUGCCAGCCCUUCCUCAUGGCUCUUUGUCGUCAUAGCAAUCCUGGCCACCAUGUACAUGCACUCGGAUCCCAGCAUGGGGCUCAUCACAAAGAUACAACAGCACCUGCCACUAAGUCUUAGUGCUGAGGGGCAGACCAUGCUGUCUGUGCUGGUCUUUAGCACUCUGCUAUGGCUCUCCCUCAUCCUCGCACUCAGGUUCUGCCUCAAACUGCUUCUCUCUUACCACCAAUGGAUGUUUGAGCAGCACGGACGAGUUUCCAACACCACAAAAGUCUGGGUGACUCUGCUGAGGUUAUUAUCAAGCAGGAAGCCUCUACUGUACAGCUAUCAAACCUCUCUGCCUAUCUUACCUGUUCCUGCCAUCAAAGAAACGCUGAGCAGGUACCUGGAGUCGGUCCGCCCUCUGUUGACUGAUCCAGGGUAUAAGCGGAUGACUGAACUGGCCAAUCAGUUUGAGUCUGUCCUGGGGAACCGCCUGCAACGCUACCUGAAACUUAAAGCUCUGUGGGCCACCAACUAUGUGAGCGACUGGUGGGAGGAAUACAUCUACUUGAGGAGCCGAGGUCCCAUUAUGGUCAACAGUAACUACUAUGGCAUGGACUUUCUUUAUGUGACCCCGACAGCGUUGCAGGCAGCCAGGGCAGGGAACACCAUCACUGCAUUGCUGCUCUACCGCCGAAAGGUCAACCGUGAGGAACUCAAACCGAGUCGUGUGCCAGGCACUGUCAUCCCUCUGUGUGCGGCCCAGUGUGAGAGGAUGUUCAACACAACACGCACACCAGGAGUCGAGACUGAUGUGCUCCAGCACUGGCAGGACAGUGAGUUUGUGGCAGUGUACCACAAGGGUCGCUUUUUCCGCCUGUGGGUGUACACGGCAGGCCGGCUGCUGUCGCCCAGGGAGAUUGAGCACCAGAUCCAGAGGAUCCUGGAUGACCCUUCUCCCCCGCAACCUGGAGAGGAGAAACUGGGAGCUCUCACUGCUGGAGACAGGGUUCCUUGGUCUCAGAUGAGGAAGCAGUACUUCAGCUCCGGCAUCAAUAAGCGCUCACUGGAUUCCAUCGAGAGGGCGGCCUUCUUUGUAACCUUGGACGAUGAAGAGCAAGGCAUGAGGGGAGAGGACCCAGCAGGGAACUUGGACCGCUACGCCAAGUCCAUACUGCAUGGGAAAUGUUACGAUAGGUGGUUUGAUAAAUCUUUCUCCAUUGUGAUCUACUGUAACGGGAAAAGUGGACUAAAUGCUGAGCACUCCUGGGCUGAUGCACCGACAGUGGCUCACCUUUGGGAGUUCACCCUGGCCACCGAUGCCUUCCAGCUGGGCUACUCUGAGGACGGGCACUGCAAAGGCGAGGUGGACCGCUCACUACCCCCACCCCAGAGGCUGAUCUGGGACAUCCCCUCAGAGGUUCAGGCUCAGGUGUGCAGCUCCCUGGCUGUUGCCCAGGCGUUGGCAGAUGACGUGGACUGCCAUGUGUUUCCUUUCAGAGACUUUGGAAAAGGGCGGGUCAAGAAGCUAAAAAUCAGCCCUGACGCAUUCAUACAGAUUGGCUUACAGCUGGCAUACUACAGGGAUCGUGGGGGUUUCUGUCUGACUUACGAGGCGUCGAUGACCCGUCUGUUCAGGGAGGGCCGAACGGAGACUGUGAGAUCCUGCUCUAAUGAGAGCUGCGCCUUUGUCAAAGCUCUAGAGGAUGGAGAGGAAGCAGGGCAUUGCAGGCAUCUCUUCCGGCUGGCUUCAGAGAGGCACCAGAAUCUUUAUCGAAUGGCAAUGACUGGAGCUGGAAUUGACAGACACCUCUUCUGUCUGUACGUGGUGUCCAAGUACUUAGGGGUGGACUCCCCCUUCCUCAAAGAGGUUUUGUCAGAGCCUUGGCGUCUCUCCACCAGUCAGACCCCAGUUCAGCAGAUGGAGCUGUUCGACCUAAAGAACCACCCCGACUUUAUAUCGCUGGGCGGAGGGUUCGGACCUGUUGCUGAUGAUGGUUAUGGGGUUUCAUACAUCAUUGUGGGUGAGGAUAUGAUCAACUUCCACGUAUCAUCCAAAUACUCAUGCACUGAGACUGACUCCCACAGGUUUGGAGCUCAGAUAAGUAAAGCUUUCAGAGAUAUAAUGAGUCUCCUCUCUGCUGACACCAAAACCUCCUCGCCCUCCAAAGGCACAGCCCAGCUUCAGCCCAAGAAGGUCCUCUAAAUAUGGGGGAAAGAAGCUCACCACAUGGACUAAGAUUCCCCUCAAGCCAUCUGACCUGAGUCAUAUGGAACCUGUUAUCUUAAAAAGUCCAAUUCAUGAUGUGAAUGACCUAAAAGCAUAAAUGAAACUGACAAAAGUGAGUUAGUAAU